Pungitius pungitius (ninespine stickleback) is the source of this 1952-nucleotide messenger RNA. It is a transcript of the gene bcam, whose product is annotated as basal cell adhesion molecule (Lutheran blood group). Gene Ontology annotation, cellular component: plasma membrane; cell-cell junction. The record is from RefSeq and is a predicted model, not a curated record. Gene Ontology annotation, molecular function: cell adhesion molecule binding. Gene Ontology annotation, biological process: cell-cell adhesion. NCBI's taxonomy places the organism in Eukaryota, Metazoa, Chordata, Actinopteri, Perciformes, Gasterosteidae.
GUGCAAAUACAUCAACCAGAAGACUGCCAGCAGCAGCAUCAAAUUUCGAGAGAGAGAGAGAGAGAGAGAGAGAGAGAGAGAGAGAGAGACGGCGGAGCAGCGUUUAUUUGAAAGAAGAAGAAAGAAGAGUCGCUGCUGCCAGACUUCCUCUAAACCACAAACACGGUGACUUACUUUCCCCUGAAGAAGAAGAAGAAGAAGUUGGAGAAGCGGCCAUGGACGGAACCUUUCUCGCGUGCACCUUGCUGCUCUGUGCAUUUCAAGUUUGCAGCGGCGACGUGAAGGUGAAAGCGGAUCCAAAAGUGGAGGUGUUGAAAGGAGAGACCGCCAAACUGUCGUGCACGUACACCGUCUCACAAGAGUCAAGCAACACCAUCGUGGAGUGGUACAUCGAGGAGAACGGGGCCAGGAAGCGCGUGGCGUUCCUCAGCGGCGGCAAAGGAAAAAGCGACGAAGGGACCCCUCUGACUGGGAGGGUCUCCCUCGGAGACGACUUCUCCCUGACCAUCUCCUCCGUCCAGCCCUCCGACGAGCUGGUCUUCAUAUGCCAGGUCACCGCCGGGCCCGCCGGGGUCGGAGACGCCACCACCAUGCUCAAAGUCUUCUUCGCCCCCGAGAAGCCGCAACUCACCAAGCCGUCGAGUCAGGCCAUCUCCGCGGGACAGACCACCAGCUCCGAGAUCGGCACCUGUGAGACGAUGAACGGACACCCGCCCCCCAGGAUCAUCUGGUUCAAAGACGACCAGCCGCUCCCCGAGGUCAAGGACCGGAAGGAGAAGACCUACAUGGUUUCCUCAGUGGUGAAGGAGGCCUCUGGUCUCUACACGGUCAGGAACACCCUCUACAUGCAGCCCAAGAAGGCCGACAAGGACUCGGUGUUCCAGUGCAUCGUGGAGUACAGCAUGCCGGGGGAGCAGAUCAGGCAGAAGAAGUCCGACACCAUCACCAUCAACCUCAACUAUCCCUCCGAGAAAGCGAGCUUCUCCCUCGUCUACAAGGGUCCCGUCAAAGAGGGCGACGACGUCACCAUGAAGUGUGAGACGGACGGAAACCCGCAGCCCGAGAUCGACUUCACCAAAGACGGAAAAGCCAUCAGCGGUCAGGGCGGCCUGCUGGUCCUCAAGUCGGUGAAGCGCACGGAGGCCGGUGUGUACGAGUGCACGGCCACCGACUUCGACAACCUGGACGCCGACCUCAGCGGGACCAUCAACCUGACCGUCAACUACAUCGACCCGGUGAGCGUGACCCCUGCGGAGCCUCAGGUGGUGAAGCUGGGGGACAAGGUGGAGUGGCACUGCAAGACCAAGGCCUCCACCGGCCACACGGUGCAGUGGAAAAAGGGCCCCGAGGUGCUCUCCCAGGACGGCGUACUGUCAAUACAAGAGGCCUCCUACGGUAACGCCGGAGAGUACGUGUGUGUCGGAGCCGUGCCGUCGGUGCCGGGCCUGAUGGCCCAGGCCCGUGUGAGCCUCGCUGUCAGAGGAAAGCCGAUAAUCGAGCCUCCUGCUGUCGGAGAGGUGGAGCAGGAAGGGGACACGGUGACUCUGAAGUGCUCCACCUACGCCGCCCCCCCCCCUCAGUUCACCUGGAAGCCGUCGGGGAGAGAGUCGGUGUCGGUGGACGGAAACAAGGUGGUGAGCACCGUGACCCUGAAGGCCACCGCCCAGGUCAUGAAGGACGGCGUCACCUGCGAGGCCUCCAACGAGCACGGAGCCGACAGCAAGACCUUCGCCGUGUCUCUCAAGAGAGCGAUUGACAACUCGGCCGACAGAGUGCUGCUCUCUGGAAACCCGGCGCUUACGUCAGCGGGCGAGCAGCAGGGGGGCUCCAGCGGCGUGGUGGUCGCCGUGGUGAUUUGUGUCCUGCUGCUCCUGCUGCUGGUGGCGCUCAUCUACUUCCUGAGCAAGAAGAGCAAGCUGCCCUGCAGCAAGAAGGACAGCAAGGAAGUGUGA